Messenger RNA from Emys orbicularis (European pond turtle), 1713 nucleotides. It is a transcript of the gene MDH1B, whose product is annotated as malate dehydrogenase 1B. Gene Ontology annotation, molecular function: L-malate dehydrogenase (NAD+) activity. Gene Ontology annotation, biological process: tricarboxylic acid cycle; malate metabolic process; oxaloacetate metabolic process. Bases 1 to 1713 code for a protein of 570 amino acids. The transcript has 13 exons. The record is from RefSeq and is a predicted model, not a curated record. Lineage: Eukaryota; Metazoa; Chordata; Testudines; Emydidae.
AUGGCAAAGUUCGUGCUGGCUGGUAAGGCAGACUGUCCACACUUUGCUAAGGCAGAACUUCUGGCCGACUAUCUUCAGAUUAAUUUGCCUAAUUUCAAGAUACACAAGAUUACUCAGCAUCCUGACAAGUGGGAGAAGUGGCUUCAUGAUAUCUGUGAAAAGAAUGGAUGGAAACACAAACGCUCACCAAUUGUUUGGAGGGAAUUAUUGGACCGUGGAGGGAAGGGCCUGCUUCUGGGAGGAUUUAACGAUUUUAUGGAGCAUGCCCAGCAUUACUAUGGCAUCACCUCGGACAUGCUGAGUGAGCAGAUGCUGAGAAUUGCUGAGGAGAAUUUGCAGACCCACAUAGAAAUUGAGAAAGAGGAGGAAUAUAUUAAAAGUCUUAUCGACCCCUUGCAGGUCUGGAUCAGCAGUGCAUCAGCUCCUGCCUGCUAUAACCUGAUUCCAUUAUUGGCCAAUGGAGAAGUGUUUGGGAUGGCAACAGAGGUUAGCAUUCAUCUGCUCGACAGUAGCCAUUACAAGGAAAUUCUGCAUGGUAUUGUAAUGGAGGCUCAAGACUUAGCAUUCCCCCUCCUUCGCAGUGUCUCAAUGCACACUGAAUUAGAUGAUGCCUUUGUUCAGGCUGAUGUUGUAAUUUUGCUUGAUGAUAUCCUCUUACAACACGAGAUCCCAUCACUUGAAGACUGCAUCAGACAGGUGACUGAGCAAUGUAAGGUGUAUGGUCCCCUGAUUGAGAAGAAUGCCAACAGCAGGGUCAAAGUUAUUGUGUCAGGAAAAACUUUUGUGAACCUUAGGGCAUUAAUGAUUAUGACAUUUGCCCCAUCCAUUGACGGCCAGAAUGUUAUCGCUUUGGCAAUGUUCUUGGAAAACGCAGCUAAAGCUAUGCUGGCCAGGAAACUGAAUAUGAGUUCAGCAGGAGUCAAAGAUGUGAUUGUUUGGGGUAAUAUCAGUGGCAAUAGCUACAUUGAUCUGUCUAAAGCAAAAGUUUACAGAUAUGACAGUGCUAUCUGGGGUCCACCUAACUUUUCACGCCAUUUGCCGGACAUGAUUUAUGAUGGCAACUGGGUGCGUUCAGAAUUUGCAUUUGUACUGAGUUCCCUGAGUUCCCGGGAGCAUCACUGCUUAGGCAUGUCACCUGCUCAUGUAAUAGCUACUGUGCUGAGAUACUGGUAUCAAGACUCUCCUCCCGGGGAGAUUGUCUCAAUGGGAAUACUCAGUGAAGGUCAAUUUUGUAUCCCUGAAGGGAUUAUCUUUUCCAUGCCUGUGAGGUUCCAGGAUGGUAGCUGGGAGGUCAUUACAGAAACAGAAAUUAAUGAAGAAACCCAAGAAGCUCUGAAGCGUUUAGCCCAUGAUCUGAUACAGGAAAAACAAGUUGCACUAGGGGAAAUACCAGAAAUGCGUCCAUAUAAAGAACCUGCAUUCAAUGGCUUCAAUCUGCUAGCACUUCUAGAAGAGGAAAACGUUCAAACACCCCCAGAGGACCUGGACACCUUAUCCAAUGGCUUACUUCAGCCAGAGACCCAGGAAGGAGAAGGAGAAAAAGUCCAAACAACCACUGAUGAACCUGAAGGUCCACCCGAUGAGUUACUUCAGUCAGAGAUGCUGGAAGAAGAAAAAGUCCAAGUGCCCAUAGAUGAUCCUGAAACUUCAUCUGAGGGCUUAAAUCAAUCAGAGACCAGUCUGAGCAAUGCAGAAAACAAUGAAAACCCUUAA